Molecule: messenger RNA, 3492 nt
Organism: Erythranthe guttata (spotted monkey flower)
Lineage: Eukaryota; Viridiplantae; Streptophyta; Magnoliopsida; Lamiales; Phrymaceae
Gene: SPY
Product: Tetratricopeptide repeat (TPR)-like superfamily protein
Molecular function (GO): protein binding
Source: RefSeq, a predicted model, not a curated record
AAUGGGCAAAAUUUGAAAACCUUUUGAUAGUAUAUUCUUCAUUGUUUGCAAACCGACGAACACCAGGGGCUCCGAUAGUUGGGAGACAUCAAAGCCUCACUGUCACCACCCCGAGCCCCCGCCCCCCCCACACGCGCAGCCGCGCAAUUCCUCAGCCAAGCACAAGAAAUAGACGCGCCGCCCCCAUGUGUUGGUUUCGAAGAUUGUAGUGGGAAGCUCGGAAUCUUGGUUGUGAGAAAAGCUUCGGAAUCAAUUGAUUCAACUGGGCUGCAUAAUUGGAAGGGAAAGGGAAUUCUAGGUUGGUUCAUUGAUCAAUUGGAUUCUGAGUCUGUUUGUCAAGUCAGAUGGAGUUGACAAAAAAAGAGGUUGACAAUGAAAAAGUCUUAGUCGACGGCCAUGUUUUUCUAAAAGAAGCUCAGCCUUCUUCUGCCAGUAGAAGUCCCUUGGGCGCUAGUGCUAUGAAGAAGAGUUUUGAAGGGAAAGAUGCUUUAUCAUAUGCCAACAUUCUUCGCUCUAGGAAUAAGUUUGUGGAUGCAUUUGCGGUCUAUGAGAGGGUGUUGGAGAAGGAUGGCGAAAACGUUGAAGCUUAUAUUGGUAAAGGGAUUUGCUUACAGAUGCAGAACUUGGGGAGGCUUGCGUAUGAGAGUUUUGCUGAAGCCGUGAGGCUGGAUCCACAAAAUGCAUGUGCUCUCACACAUUGCGGUAUCUUAUAUAAAGAUGAGGGUCGAUUGGUGGAGGCAGCAGAGAUGUAUCAGAAAGCUCUAAAGGCUGACCCUUUGUACAAGCUAGCAGCAGAGUGCUUGGCAAUUGUUUUAACAGAUCUUGGAACCAGCUUAAAGCUUGCUGGUAAUACUCAGGAGGGAAUUCAGAAGUAUUAUGAAGCUAUCAAAAUUGACCCACACUAUGCUCCUGCUUAUUAUAACCUUGGCGUUGUCUAUUCGGAAAUGAUGCAAUAUGAGACGGCCCUUAACUGCUACGAAAAAGCCGCAAUAGAGAGGCCCAUGUAUGCUGAAGCAUAUUGCAAUAUGGGUGUUAUCUACAAAAAUCGUGGUGAUUUGGAGUCAGCAAUCGCCUGUUAUGAAAGGUGUCUAACUGUUUCUCCAAACUUCGAGAUUGCAAAAAAUAACAUGGCUAUUGCUUUAACUGAUUUAGGCACAAAGGUCAAAUUGGAGGGUGACAUCAACCAGGGUGUUGCAUAUUAUAAGAAAGCUCUCUAUUAUAAUUGGCACUAUGCUGAUGCCAUGUACAAUCUUGGCGUUGCUUAUGGAGAAAUGCUGAUGUUUGACAUGGCAAUUGUAUUUUAUGAACUUGCUUUCCACUUCAAUCCCCAUUGUGCAGAGGCAUGUAACAAUUUAGGGGUGAUAUAUAAGGAUCGAGAUAACCUUGACAAAGCAGUAGAGUGUUACCAGUUGGCUUUGUCAAUCAAACCCAACUUUUCCCAGUCAUUGAACAAUCUUGGAGUUGUUUAUACCGUCCAGGGUAAAAUGGAUGCUGCUGCAAGCAUGAUUGAGAAAGCUAUUGUUGCAAAUCCGACCUAUGCGGAAGCAUAUAAUAAUUUAGGAGUUCUGUACAGAGAUGCUGGGAGCAUAUCUCUAGCAGUUGAAGCAUAUGAGCAGUGCCUCAAAAUUGAUCCGGAUUCUCGCAAUGCAGGACAGAAUCGGUUGCUUGCAAUGAACUACAUAAAUGACGGCAGUGAUGACAAAUUAUAUGAGGUUCACAGGGACUGGGGUAGGCGUUUUAUGAGGUUAUUUCCGCAGUAUACUUCCUGGGAGAACAUUAAGGAUCCAGAAAGGCCACUUGUUAUUGGAUACGUCUCUCCAGAUUAUUUUACUCAUUCAGUGUCAUAUUUCAUCGAAGCACCACUCAUCUAUCAUGACUAUGCAAACUAUAAGGUCGUUGUUUAUUCAGCAGUCGUGAAGGCGGAUGCAAAAACGAGCAGAUUUAGAGACAGGGUCCUGAAGCAUGGCGGAGCAUGGAGGGAUAUUUACGGAAUUGAUGAGAAGAAAGUUGCGAGUAUGGUUAGGGAAGAUAAAAUUGAUAUAUUGGUGGAGCUUACUGGUCAUACUGCAAACAACAAGUUGGGAAUGAUGGCUUGCCGCCCUGCACCUGUUCAGGUGACGUGGAUCGGCUACCCUAAUACAACUGGUUUGCCUACCAUCGAUUAUAGGAUAUCUGAUGCACUGGCUGACCCAGUUGAUACAAUGCAAAAGCAUGUUGAAGAGUUGGUCCGGUUACCUAACUCGUUUCUGUGCUACACUCCUUCUCCCGAAGCAGGACCAGUGGCUCCGACUCCCGCUCUAUCUAAUGGAUUCGUCACUUUUGGUAGCUUCAAUAACCUUGCAAAGAUAACACCGAAAGUGCUGCAAGUUUGGGCGAGGAUUCUGUCUGCUGUUCCAAAUUCCCGGCUAAUUGUGAAGUGUAAACCUUUUUGCUGUGAUAGCGUGAGACAGCAAUUUCUUACUACACUAGAGAAGUUGGGAUUGGAGUCGCUGCGUGUUGAUCUUCUGCCGCUGAUUCUUCUCAACCAUGAUCAUAUGCAAGCAUAUUCGUUAAUGGACAUCAGCUUGGACACUUUUCCGUACGCGGGCACGACUACUACGUGCGAGUCUCUAUACAUGGGAGUCCCGUGUGUCACUAUGGGAGGUUCAGUGCAUGCGCAUAAUGUUGGCGUGAGUCUUCUAAAAACAGUUGGACUGAACAAUCUGGUCGCCACGAACGAAGAUGAAUAUGUCGAUUUGGCUGUGAAGUUAGCCUCUGAUGUAACUGCCUUGUCGAACUUGAGAAUGAGACUACGUAAUCUCAUGUCAAAGUCACCCCUUUGUGACGGAUCUAAAUUCAUCCGAGGCCUCGAGUCAGCAUACAGGAAAAUGUGGAGGCGGUAUUGUAAGGAUGACGUGCCAUCUUUGAAGCAAAUGGAAUUGGCACAAGUGCCACCUCAGCAGCAGCAGGUUGUUCCGGAAGAGAUAGCUGUAAGAAUAACCGAACCCAAAAAGGUUGUUAGUACCUUUGCUGCACCAAUCAAGGCCAACGGAUUUUACCUUGGGCAAUGUUCAUCGGCGAAAACUUCAAAUGCAGAAGAAAAUGGGUCGCUGUUGAAUCAGAGUAGAAAUUCGGGCAAAUUGAGUUAAAAAGUUUUAUUCGAUGAAAACUAAGGUUCAGAAAUCCUUUUGUGUAACACAUGACUGGGUAGCCCCUUGUACCCAUAGUAUUGACUGGGGCUGUUAUAUAUGAAAUGGUAGUAGUUUAGGGUAAGUGCUCGAAAAAUAUGUAUUUUGUCAAGAUAUAAAAAUCUAGCAGCAGGAACACGAAAUGGUAGUGCCUUGUAUUAGGAACACUCUCGAUUCUUCUACCCCUUGGUUACGAGUGGGGAUUUUUGCAAAUAUUAAGGAUGAUUGGUAGCAUUGUGGAAGUUGAUUUUGUUAAGGGCUAGUUGAUGUUACGAAUGUGAUGAUCGUAUGUUUUAUAAUCGAACUGGUGACCAAUUCAAUUUUA